CUCGCCUUUCAGUCGCUCUUAGUUGUCGGUGAGGCCGGCGGGGCGCAUCCCAUAAUACACUGGAAGAGAAAAUUAAAGCAACACAAUCAACGCUUCAGCUUAUUUACCUCCAGACGAUUACUUUUCUCCCUUGUGGAUAUAUUGCGCAUAAAAAUGCCUUCGGCAACAAAUGACACCAGGACUGUGAAGUCUGCCAGCCCAGACUUGGGAUCAGUGAACCAAAUCACAGCCAGCACCCAGCUGACUGGAACUCAAUCAGAGGCCAUGAAGCAAGUGCUGGUGGUUCUUGAAAAGAAAGUGCGCAAUAUGGAGAAGAGAAAGAGCAAGCUUGAUGACUAUCAGGCCAGGAACAGCAAAGGGGAACGUCUCAACCAGGACCAGCUGGAAGCCCUGUCUAAGUACCAGGAAGUAAUCCAUAACCUUGAGUUUGCACGGGAACUGCAUAAGUGCUUCUUGGCAUUGGGUCAAGAAAUCCAGAAUUGUGUUAAGAAAGUGGCACGUCGUGAGCAACUCCAGCGUGAAGAGGUGGAACAGAAAAGGCUGAAACGAGUUCUGGAGCUGCAGUUCCUUCUCGACCAACUUGGUGAUGAAAGCUUGUGGCAAGAGCUACUGCAAGGAGCCGGCGGACCUUCGCUGCUUACUGAGAGUGACCUUACUUCCCUGGAUGAGUUUUACAAGCUUGCGGGGCCUGAACGUGACCAAAACAUCAGGUUAACUGACCAGUAUCAAGAAGCAUCACAGCACUUAUGGGACAAGCCUGUGGCAGGAACAACAUAUAAAGCACUGAAUGAGAUGUUGGAGCGGGUUUUGCAGAGCGGCUACUUUGAUAGAGUGCAGUCUCAUCAGAAUGGAGUUUGCGCGGAGGAAGAGGAGCAGACAGCUGCAGUGGAAGUGUCUGAAGCAGAGGAGCACCCUUCCGACACGGAGGGUGAAAUGACAGAGUAUGCAGAGGUGAGACAAGUUGGUUAA
Messenger RNA from Carassius carassius (crucian carp), 969 nucleotides. RefSeq names its product caprin-1-like. The transcript has 8 exons. Gene Ontology annotation, molecular function: RNA binding. The record is from RefSeq and is a predicted model, not a curated record. The coding region runs from base 154 to 969 and encodes 271 amino acids. NCBI's taxonomy places the organism in Eukaryota, Metazoa, Chordata, Actinopteri, Cypriniformes, Cyprinidae. Gene Ontology annotation, cellular component: cytoplasm.